Messenger RNA from Prorocentrum cordatum, 1196 nucleotides. The record is from the annotation of a GenBank genome assembly. Lineage: Eukaryota; Dinophyceae; Prorocentrales; Prorocentraceae.
GCGUCCGCCAUGCCGCGGCGCCCGCGGCCGCCCGCGGCGGUCGCCACGGCGGGCCGGCGGGUCCGGUGCUGGACAAGGAAGAUGGCCUGCUGCCCUACGCGCCGGACGCCAUGCAGGUCCCGGAGCUCGCGGUGCUCAAUCUGGUGAAGCCGCCGCUGCCCGCGCUGGCGCACCGGGACGAGGUGGUGCAGUCCGUCCGGGACAACCGCGUGACCAUCCUCUCCGGGGAGACGGGCAGCGGCAAGACCACGCAGGUGCCCCAGUUCAUCAUCGACUCCCCCGGCUUAGUUCCCGAAGGCAUGUGCGUGGUGGUCACUCAGCCACGACGCAUCGCCUGCAUGACGAUAGCGGAGCGGGUGGCCAAGGACCGCGGGCAGACGGUGGGCGAGGACGUGGGCUACCAGAUCCGCUUCGUCAACAGCACCUCGCCCGAGACGAAGUUGAUCUUCUGCACCACCGCUGUGAUGCUUCGUAAGCUGCAUAGCGACCCGCAGUUCGACGAGGUCGCGGUUCUCUGCGUGGACGAGGUGCACGAGCGCGACGUGUACACAGAGUUCUUGCUGAUGGCGGUGCGGGAGCGGAUGCUGCGUGGCGAGAUGCGGCUGAAGCUGGUGCUGAUGUCGGCGACGCUCAGCGCGGACACCUUCACCGACUUCUUCCGCGAACUGCGGACCGCCACGAUCUGCGGCGAGGGUCCGGACCCAGACCCUGAAUCUUGCGUGAAGAUACAAGGCCGCAUGUUCCCCGUCAAGGAGGCCUUCCUCGAGGACGACGCCCUGGAGUGGACCGGGCACUCCCUCCCGAACGCGGAGCGGAUCCAGGCGGCGACCGUGAGCACGCUGGAGCAGCGACUCCGGGACGAGCGGGGCAGGGACUUCCCCGAGUUCGUUGUCCGCUCGCUCGCGGCGGCGGGCGAGAAGGCCGUCCAUCUGGGCCUCAUGAAGGACCUGGUAUUGCUCUUUCACGACACGGCGACCAGGUUCAGGGACGAGAGUCGUUGCGGCAUCCUCGUGUUCCUCCCGGGCUGGGCGGACAUCCAAGGAGACUUUACCACCGACUGCAGGGAGUGCCCGGCAUCUAUCCUCUCAUGUUGCACUCCAACUUAUCUCCUGAAGACCAGCAGCGGGUGUUCGACGACCCGCCCAAAGGUCUCCGGAAGGUUGUCCUCAGCACGAACAUUGCAGAGACGUCCGUGA